CGGCGUUUCUCAUUCGAAGACACGCAUCUUUCGGAAAUACAUCUCCACUUAAACCCGGUUUUAACAUUACUCUAGUAUUAAAAUUAGCAUUAUUAUCUAUUCUAUUAUUUAUUCCGAGCUGAUUUUUUAAAUAAUAUUUUAUUUCUAUUCGGCUUUUUUUUUAAAAAAACAAAAACAAAAAACAAUUUCUAUUCUUCAUCAUCAUUAGAAUUUCGUGGUUUAAAAAUAGAGGAAGUGGUUAAAUCCCCGCGUAAAAGAUCAAGCUGAAGAACGGAAUUUUUUCUUUUCUUUCUUUUUUUCUAUAAACCAGAGAAUGAACAUUACUCCUGGAAAAGCUCAAAUGAGCAGCUUUAACAUUUCACCAGAUGAUGACAGCAGCUCUAGUUCUAACAGUGUCGAGUAUCCUAACUGCAACCCCAAGAAAGUGCCACUGAGCAGUCAAUAUGGUGAUGUGGACGCUGAAAGUCAGAACUUCCUCCCCAGCCAAGGAAAGAAGAAAUAUGAAGUUGAAUAUCACCCUGGAACCGCAUCAUUUGGGAUGUCCGUGUUCAACCUGGGCAACGCCAUCAUGGGCAGCGGGAUCCUCGGCUUGUCAUAUGCCAUGGCUAACACAGGCAUCGCACUGUUUGUCAUCCUGCUGAUAGCUGUGUCCAUAUUUUCCCUCUACUCUGUACAUCUGCUGCUCAAGACCGCAAAUGAAGGAGGUUCUAUGGUCUAUGAGCAGUUGGGGUACAAGGCUUUCGGGUUGCCUGGUAAGCUUGCAGCAUCAUGCUCCAUCACCAUGCAGAACUUUGGAGCCAUGUCCAGCUACCUCUACAUUGUGAAGUAUGAAUUACCAAUAGUCAUCAAAGCGUUCGUCGGAGAUGAAGGGGCAUGGUACACCAACGGAGACUACCUGGUGUUGCUUGUUACUCUCAUCAUAAUUUUGCCACUUUCACUGCUUAAAAAUCUGGGAUACCUUGGCUACACAAGUGGGUUUUCGUUGUUGUGCAUGGUCUUCUUCUUAAUUGUGGUGAUCUAUAAGAAGUUCCAGAUCCCCUGCCCUUUACCCACCGACCUCUUCAACAUGACAUUAAACAGCACGCUCUCACAUCUGCAGAACCACACAGCCACCGUCUAUAAUGAGGACUCUUGCAGACCCAAAUACUUUGUCUUCAACUCACAGACUGUGUAUGCCGUGCCCAUUCUCACCUUCGCCUUUGUGUGCCACCCGGCCAUUCUGCCCAUGUACGAGGAGCUGAAAGAUCGUUCUCGUAGAAAGAUGCAGGGUGUGGCUAAUGUGUCUUUCCUGGCCAUGUUCAUCAUGUAUCUGCUCGCUGCUCUGUUUGGAUACCUGACCUUCCAUGAUGUGGUUGAGCCUGAACUUUUACACACGUAUUCCAAGGUGUACAAAUUCGACGUGGUGCUGCUGAUUGUACGUCUGGCUGUUCUGACCGCUGUCACUCUUACUGUCCCUGUUGUCCUCUUUCCUAUCCGCACCUCUGUGAAUCACUUGUUAGGCGCCUCUAAAGACUUCAGCUGGAUCCGUCACAUCAUCAUCACAGUAAUUCUGUUGGGUGGGGUCAAUGUGCUCGUCAUCUUUGUCCCAACCAUUAGGGAUAUCUUUGGAUUCAUCGGUGCUUCUGCUGCUGCUAUGCUGAUCUUCAUCCUGCCAUCUGCUUUUUACAUCAAGCUGGUGAAGAAGGAGCCUUUGAAAUCUGUGCAGAAGAUAGGGGCAAUCCUGUUCCUGGCCAGUGGCUUCCUUGUCAUGUUCGGUUGCAUGAGUCUGAUCAUCAUGGACUGGGUCCACAAUGCUGGUGCAUCCGAGGGCCAUGACGGUCACUAAGCUGCAGCGUGACUGACUGGUAGGCUGGAAGUGUCUCUACCGGUACUGAGCUGCUGUCCGGUCCUUUGCCGUACAACAACAAACAAAAUAGACAAACCCUGCUCUUCUUCCAGCUCAGAGCAAAGAACUUCAUACCAUUCUGAGAGAAUGUGCUGAACUCUGUACAGUAUGCUGUUAGGCCACAAAGAUGGUGCUUUGUCUUCUAUUUUUGUUGCCAUGAGAAGAUUUUAUAUUGGUUUCUCUGCUUUUUCAGUCCUGGUCAUCCAAAUUCUGAAGCAUUACAGAAAUUGUGAAUCGUAAUGUAAAUUGAGAGACUGAUCUCAGUGCACAUUAUUCAGUAUUUAGCUUCUCAAACUCGCAAACUCCCAAAACCCAACUUUCGCAACUCACUCUCUAGACCUAGUAUUCGACUUCUCUUUUUACCUUUGCCAAAAAUCUUUCCUACUAAGUUUGUAUAUUGAAAAGCACUUAAUACGUGAAACUAUACACGAACGUCUUCAAGUCCAAACUUUACUACUCAGCUUUGAUCGUACUAGUUACAAUGUCAUUUUGACUGUAUUAUAUUAGUCAACUUGUUAAAAAAAACAUGCUUAGAUUUACUAAUGAACAAAAUUCUUAUCUUUAGUCUUUCACCUGAGGUUUUGGUAGUCGAACAAGACACUGUCGGGAAAAAAAUAGGUACAUUUCAAUUCCUCAAGGUACUAUAAUUGAACGUUGUAACGGUACACUACAAAUGGAGCACGGAACAAUCUAUCCACCAGUUUAUUACUCUUUUUUUCGAAUGAAUGAAUGAAGAAUGAAUUUACUACCAAACACUGAAAACGUAUUCGAGAGUAUAUUUUACAGCAAUAACCUCAUUGCUCAAAAGGCAAAACUGAAAAAUAAAUUGCUGUUGUUGUGACUGUUCGAAUUCACCAAAGUAUUUCUUUGAAGAAAAUUUGUAGGUCUUAUCCACAUACCGUGGUUAAGAACGACAGAACUACACGGACAAUACAUGAACGUUUUCCAAAAGAAGUAGAAGAUGAGGCUUUUAACAAUUCCAUCUUCAGUAUUUAUUAUCCGUCGGCAGCUUUUUGAUCGUUCAUCUGAGGGAGUGAGAGAUGGAGGAGGGAAAAAAACAGGAAGGCGGUAAAGGAGAGGGAAAAGGACAAGAGGGAUUAUUUCAAAUUGUCACAUCCACUGGUUUGUCAUGAGCUGCUGAGUCACCACACACCACACACACGUUAGUACAACCUCACUCUGCUUCUAGUCACUAACAUUGUGUCAUCUAAAAUGUAUUGUCCAGUACUUAUUUAUAGAAAAACAUCAAUGUAAUUUAAUCUAUUUUACUAUAUUUAUAUAUUGUAAAUAUGUGUAUAUAUCUAGCCAAUGAAAUGUACAUGUAUGUAUAUAUAUAUAUAUAUAUAUAUAUAUAUAUAUAUAUAUAUAUAUAUAUAUAUAUAUAUAUGCAGUUUAUAUUGCAGUCACAUAUAUGUAUUUUUUCCCCUUUUUUCCCUUUUUGUUUGUCAGUUUGCUCAAGUAUAAUUAUCUAUGGGUUUUAUUGCCCACUGGUUUGGGUAAUAACUGUCUAAUGUUCAAUCUCUGUUCCCUGCAACGUGGCUGGAUAUGAAAGAUUUGACUUGAAAAAAUGUUUCUUACAAUUACAAGAGUCCACGCUGCUCAUAGCAACUUGUGCUGCACCUUUCACGUACAUUAAGACUAGACUGCUGUACUUAAAGGCGACAGAGGGCGAGGACUUCAACCCUCGAGUAAGAAUGGCCAGUCGUACAAGUGCUCUUGUUUCAAUGAAACACUAUGUAUAUCAUGUAAUUACUGUUCAAUAAACUAUAAAGAUUAAGAA
This is a messenger RNA of Hemibagrus wyckioides, 3665 nucleotides long. It is a transcript of the gene slc38a2, whose product is annotated as solute carrier family 38 member 2. The transcript is spliced from 16 exons. Bases 314 to 1825 code for a protein of 503 amino acids. Gene Ontology annotation, molecular function: L-glutamine transmembrane transporter activity. The record is from RefSeq and is a predicted model, not a curated record. Gene Ontology annotation, biological process: L-glutamine transport; amino acid transmembrane transport. Lineage: Eukaryota; Metazoa; Chordata; Actinopteri; Siluriformes; Bagridae.